Messenger RNA from Sclerotinia sclerotiorum 1980 UF-70, 2550 nucleotides. RefSeq lists its product with no specific name. The transcript has a single exon. Bases 1 to 2550 code for a protein of 849 amino acids. NCBI's taxonomy places the organism in Eukaryota, Fungi, Ascomycota, Leotiomycetes, Helotiales, Sclerotiniaceae. The record is from RefSeq and is a predicted model, not a curated record.
AUGAAUUGGACAGGAGGACGCCUGCAGAGGCAUUCUGGAAAGUCUUCUCGUGGUGCUGGUGCCUUGACCAAUAGACAAAAGGAGCACUUCGCGAAAGUGAGAGCCAACUUACGAAGCUGUGGUCAAAGAAAUACUCCUAAAGAAUGGUUGAUCUUUGAUAGAAUUCCGGUUGGUGGUCAGUCAAAAGGACAAUCGUCCAAGGAUCAUGCCAAUUCAAUGAGGAAUCAUGAGCAUACUUCGAGACAGGAAAGGGGGGGAAAUGGAAUUAGGCCUGGACGUUGGGCUGAUCGCAAAGAAUACAAUGAAUCUCUUACAUCUCAUUCAACACAGAGAGGCCCUCAAGAAAUACGUGAGAAUGCUCGUCCUUCGUCAGUUGAGAUCUUUCAAAGAAGUUCCCAACCUGACGAUGAUUUUUACAACGCGACCCCUCCACCAGUAAGAGCCAAGCGCGAACAUAUUGCAUCCUCAGCAGCUAGAGAUAUUUCGCAAAACUAUGAGUUGCAAGAACUAAGUGAAGACCCUAUAGAAGAGAGAAUACGAAAAUUAUUGAGUCAGAAAGACUGGGUUGGCUUAAGCCUUCGCCGCCAACCACAGCUGAAGGUCAAAGGCUCAGAAUAUGAUCCAGAUAUUGGAAAAAGAAGAAAAAUGAUAGACGGCCAUGGAGCAAGAUAUUCCAAACUUCAAACAAGAAUCAGCUCGCCAUUCGCGGCAAGGAAAAUUCGAAUUCGUCAAGAGGAAGAGGGUCAUACACGGGAAAGGAUGCCAAAAAAUGAUGUUAGGAUUUCCAUUGGUAAUAGGAUCAUCCCACCGGGCAUAAGUUCUAGCUCGCAACCGAACAAAAUCAAUCACCAAUUUACAUCGCGUAUGAUGCAUCAAAUAUCGUCACCAGAUCAUAUGUUGCUAGACGAUGAUUAUAUCAUGGACCAGGAAGAUUUGAAUAGUGAUAGAAAUCUUUCCACUUUCGAAAUAAGAACAUAUGGCGAUGGAGGACAUCGAGCUUCUGCAAUGAGUAAUCGAUCAAACGCAAUCCAAGAUGAGCUUAGAAGUAAAGAUUCCCCAUUCUCUCGCACAUCCGUCAGAUCAAGUUGUAAUACUAGUAUGAAACAACCAGUGCCGACCCGUCCCACAAAGCAUCCAGUUCUCUAUAUAAGUUCACCUAAGUGCAACAGCAGUAUGCUUGCACAGGUUGGAGAAUCAAAAGGUGAUGAUUCUGAAAAUCAAGUUAUGGAGGAUGACUUGUGGAGGACAUGGAUGGCGCCUUCCGCACAAGAUACAGAAUAUUGUAGUUAUGAUAUUCCAAGAGAAGGAGACUCAGAAGACCAAAUGGUCCCAAUAAGCCCGGAACUGAGCGCAAUUCCAACCUCCAAUGAGGGCACUUUUAGUGCAUCGAGACUCGAAAAUGAAGGUUCGGGCGGACAAUAUCAGCAUGCCGGGUCCUGGGAAGGCUGCGAGAGCUCGCCAACACAGGAGGAGUUUGCAGAACGAUAUAACAAAGAUAUAUACCAUUUUGAAAACGCCAACCACAUACGGCACAAUGAUGUAUCACACAGUUCGGACUUCUCUGACCAGUCCCUCUCGUCUGAUUGUUGCGAGCCUAGAGGUGGCGAAGGAGCAAUCUCUUCUGACCAAUAUAUGGACGAAGACCAUGUCUCGAAUGAACCGCAAUAUACUCAAUCUUCACAGAGAAGAUCUUCAAGCAUUGCUUGGGACCCUCCUAAGGACUCAACUCCUGAUGCAAUCGAGCCUUGUCAACGCAAGUGUACUGAUCGUUCACGGCCCAACAUUUACUGUCUUCAGCGGAGCACCACUGUUGCUAGACAAAAUAUUGAACCGGAUAAGACUCUUCCACAGCAGGAAGUUGUGCAGUGGAAAUCAAGCCACAAGCUUGAUGGGAGAGAUAUUCGCGCUGUCAAAGCUCUUGAGGACGGGACAGACCGAAAUAAGCUUUGGAUGAAGUUUAUUUUUGGGAAAGAUAGUGGAGACGAGGAGGAGAUGUUAUUCAGCAGGACUACAUCCACCAGGACUAGACUAGCAAGCAACCAGUUAAAGUCUCCUAGAGGUUUAGAUUCCGAUAUGACUGCCAGUCGUUCACCUGCGGGACAUGAAAAUCGGAGGGAUCGGAGGGUACAAGCAUCAUCAACGACCUCAACAUCUGUACACAACUCUAUCAAGCCUGAAAUCCAAUUACAACCUAGAUAUACUACACCAGUCUGCAAUUACGGCCGUUGGCACAAUCCCCAGCAAGAUGACGAUGCAACCAACUUUAAAUCCUCGUUUCAUGGUGACUGUCCAUCUUCAGAGCCAGAAUCGGUUUCUAUGAUCGCCGUUCCAGGUUCCCAAAUCGAUGUAUCAGAGCCAAACCAGAUGAGGUCUUUCCUAGGAACACAACGCAAAGUCGUCUUCACAAAGCAUCAACCUUUUGUUGGAUCGAGAGCAAACGCACAGUCCUUAUCUCCUGAUAGGACUACGCAUAUUGGCAGAGGAGGGUCCGGGAAGCAGACCAGUAGUGGUCCUGGCAUGAAGCUUGUAGAGGAUGUAGAGGAUGAUUAA